Messenger RNA from Canis lupus familiaris (dog), 1929 nucleotides. RefSeq names its product RAP1A, member of RAS oncogene family (gene RAP1A). Gene Ontology annotation, biological process: Rap protein signal transduction; cellular response to cAMP; negative regulation of synaptic vesicle exocytosis. Gene Ontology annotation, molecular function: GTP binding; GDP binding; GTPase activity. The transcript has 9 exons. Bases 140 to 694 code for a protein of 184 amino acids. The record is from RefSeq and is a predicted model, not a curated record. Lineage: Eukaryota; Metazoa; Chordata; Mammalia; Carnivora; Canidae. Gene Ontology annotation, cellular component: plasma membrane.
GAGGCGCCGGGCCGCGGGGAUAGAUUCCCAGAAGUGGGAUAACUGGAUCAGAGGGUGGUUACCCUGUGUAUAAGAGUGUGUGUCUCACUGCACCUUCAAUGGCAUUGAGUAGAUUGUCAGUAUUUAAACAGACCACAUCAUGCGUGAGUACAAGCUAGUGGUCCUUGGUUCAGGAGGCGUGGGGAAGUCCGCUCUGACAGUUCAGUUUGUUCAGGGAAUUUUUGUUGAAAAAUAUGACCCAACGAUAGAAGAUUCCUACAGAAAGCAAGUCGAAGUAGAUUGCCAACAGUGUAUGCUCGAAAUCCUGGACACAGCAGGAACAGAGCAAUUUACAGCGAUGAGGGAUUUGUAUAUGAAGAAUGGCCAAGGGUUUGCACUAGUAUAUUCUAUUACAGCUCAGUCCACGUUUAAUGACUUACAGGACCUGAGGGAACAGAUUUUACGGGUUAAAGACACAGAAGAUGUUCCAAUGAUUUUGGUUGGCAAUAAAUGUGACCUGGAAGAUGAGCGAGUAGUUGGCAAAGAGCAGGGUCAGAAUUUAGCAAGACAGUGGUGUAACUGUGCCUUUUUAGAAUCUUCUGCAAAGUCAAAGAUCAACGUUAAUGAGAUAUUUUAUGACCUUGUCAGACAGAUAAAUAGAAAAACACCAGUGGAAAAGAAGAAGCCUAAAAAGAAAUCAUGUCUGCUGCUUUAGACUUACAGUAAGCAGCAGCUCUGAGCCAGAUUACAGGAAUGAAGAACUGUUGCCUAAUUGGGAAGUGCCAGCAUUCCAGACUUCAAAAAUUAAAUCUGAAGAGGCUUCUCCUGUUUUAUAUAUUAUGUGAAGAAUUUAAAUCUUAUAUUGGUUUGCACAAAUUCCCUGGAGAAAAAAAAUUGCUCUGUGUAUAUCUCUUGGAAAAUAAGACAAUAGUAUUUCUCCUUUGCAAUAGCAGUUAUAACAGAUGUGAAAAUAAAUAUACUUGACUCUAAUAUGAUUAUACAAAAGAGCAUGGAUGCAUUUCAAAUGUUAGAUAUUGCUACUAUAAUCAAAUGAUUUCAUAUUGACCUUUUUAUCAUGAUUCCUCCCUGUCAAGCACUAAAAGUUGAACCAUUAUACUUUAUAUCUGUAAUGAUAUAGAUUAUGAAAUUUCUCCUCAAACUCAUUGCAGCAGAUAACUUUUUGAGUCAUUGACUUCAUUUUAUAUUUAAAAAAUUAUGAAAUAUCAUUCUGUCAUUAUAUUCUAAUUAAAAUUGUGCAUAAUGCUUUGGAAAAAUGGGUCUUUUAUAGGAAAAAAACUGGGAUAACUGAUUUCUAUGGCUUUCAAAGCUAAAAUAUAUAAUAUACUAAACCAACUCUAAUAUUGCUUCUUGUGUUUUACUGUCAGAUUAAAUUACAGCUUUUAUGGAUGAUUAAAUUUUAGUACAUUUUCAUUUGGUUUUGUGUGUUUUUGUUUAUAGAUUUAAGAUUUUAUUUUAUAAUGGCCACAUUGUUUUAAGUACAACUGUAGCUCCUUUCUGCCUGGUACUUACAGAAUACUUGGCUUUAAACCCCUAAGUGUUUAAAUCACCUAAUUGGUGAUUUCUUUGAGAACAGACUUCAUGCUUUCUGUUCUAGAUGUAUUUAUUCCUACUAUACAGCAAACUACAUCAGACUACAUAGAAUAGUUUUGUAUAUUCUCUCUUGAUCUUAUAGAUUGUAUCUUAUUGAAUAAAAUAUCCCACUGUAUUAUUUUUAUAUGUAAAAAUAAGUUUAAUACUGUAUUAGGGGUUAACUUUACUAUUUCAAAUCUUCCACAGCUUGUAAUUUCACCAAGGGAAUCCUUUGGUCAUUGUUAAUUUGUUGGGUGUAAGCCCACCAACGAAAUGUUAUGUAAAAAAUUUUCAAACUUACUUUAUAAUAGAUUGAAGAAUUUGAGAGAAGUGAGAAAAAGUGAAAAAGCGUAUAAAGAA